Neltuma alba is the source of this 943-nucleotide messenger RNA. Its product is annotated as non-specific lipid-transfer protein-like protein At5g64080. Gene Ontology annotation, biological process: lipid transport. The record is from RefSeq and is a predicted model, not a curated record. The transcript is spliced from 3 exons. The coding region runs from base 121 to 675 and encodes 184 amino acids. Lineage: Eukaryota; Viridiplantae; Streptophyta; Magnoliopsida; Fabales; Fabaceae. Gene Ontology annotation, molecular function: lipid binding.
CCCCAAUCCUUCCCACUUCGCCUUAUUUAACUCCUCCACUUUCCCAGACCCACAUUCCCAUUUUUCACACACACCCACUAUUCUCUUUCUGUUCUCUGUUCUCUCUCUCACUCUCUCUCAAUGGCAGCGAAGACCUCCCUCGCUCUCUGCCUUUUGGCAGCCUGGGCCGUCGCUCUGGCUCAUGGUGGGUCGUCUUCUGCACAUCACGCGCCGUCGCCUUCACCGGACUGUUUGAGCCUGGUAUCGAACAUGGCGGAUUGUUUGUCCUACGUCUCCAACGGAAGCACGACCAUGAAGCCACAGGGUUCAUGCUGCUCUGGCUUCAAGACUGUGCUUAAGACCAGUCCUGACUGUAUCUGUCAAGCCUUCAAGAGCAGUUCUCAAUUUGGUGUCUCUUUGAAUAUCACAAAGGCCAUGACUCUUCCUGCCGCUUGCAAAGUCUCUGCCCCUUCUUUUUCUAACUGUGGAUUGUCUGUAGCUCCUGCUGGUGCUCCUGGAAUGUCCCCAUCAUCAUCUGCUGCAGCCCCUGGAAUGUCCGGGCCCUCCGGGAGUGAGCUAUCUCCAACAGGAGCAGUACCGGCACCAUCUCCCGGAAACUCAGCACCAGCCAUGGCUCAAAUAUCAGCAGGAUCAUUGCUUGUCUGCAUAUUUGCAGCCAUAUUCUCAGGGUUUUGAGAGCUUCUUGUUCCAUUUUGCACUAUACUAAGAGAACAUAUAUGACAUGCUACUGAGGCUAAGGGGCUACUAUAUUGAUGAUGUUAUCUGAUCUGAGUUUUACCUUUACCUGAUUAGCUUUUUGUUCAUUCCAUGUGUACGUGUGUGUGUGACUUUUACCAGUAGAAUAUUAUUGUUCAUUGUGCAGUGAGUGACUCAGACUUUUGGAGUUAUGUAAUGGAUCCCUUUUUGUGAAUUAUGAAUUUAUUAUGGUGAUUAUUACAUGUUA